CAAAAACCAAAUAGAGACAAAAUGGCUGCAACGCCGAAAUACCUCACCGGCGACAGUGCCGGGAUCAAGGAGUUUAUUGACAAGUUUGACACGUUCUUGUUUGACUGCGAUGGUGUAUUAUGGAACGGAGACCAUGCGUACGAGGGCGUCCCUGAGACAAUUGCCCUUCUCAAGUCAAAAGGCAAGAGGCUUGUCUUCGUAACAAACAACUCUACAAAGUCACGGGAAGACUAUGUCAAGAAGCUCGCCAAACUAAACAUCCCCGCCGAGGCCGAGGACGUCUUUGGCUCCUCCUACUCCGCCGCCAUCUACAUCAACCGCAUCCUCAAGCUGCCCCCCGGCAAGAACAAGGUCUUUGCCAUUGGCGAAUCCGGCAUGGAAGUCGAGCUGGCCUCGGAGGGCAUCCCGUUCAUCGGCGGCACGGACGCCAGCUUCAGGAGAGACAUAACACCGGCAGACUUUGAGAACAUUGCCAACGGCUCGAUGCUGGACCCGGAAGUCGGCGUUGUCCUGUGCGGCCUGGACUUCCACAUCAACUACUUGAAGAUUGCGCUCGGCUUCCACUACGUCCGGCGCGGCGCCGUCUUUCUGGCGACGAAUGCGGAUUCCACGCUGCCCAUGCACCACGACUUCUUCCUCGGCGCCGGGUCAUGCAUGAUCCCUCUGGCCUAUGCGCUUGGCGAGCAGCCUACGGUGCUGGGAAAGCCGAGCCAGGCGAUGAUGGACGCCGUCGAGGGCAAGUUCCAGCUUGAUCGCGCCAAGACGUGCAUGGUGGGAGACAGACUCAACACAGACAUCAAGUUUGGCAUCGAGGGAAAGCUGGGAGGAACACUGCAUGUGUUGACGGGUGUCCAUCAGAAAAAGGACUGGGAUUGCGAGGACGCUAUUGCUGUGCCUGCUUUCUACGCUGAUAAACUGGGCGAUCUUCUUCAGGGUGCAUAGAAUCAUUUUAGACUAAGUAUACUCUAGAUUAGAUUUCUUUUAGACGACAACGACAUGGUAUGAUAUCAUAGACAUAUAAAAAAAAGAUUAUCCAAAAAAACAACGUUUCAAAACUCCCCUCUAGAGUUUUCAUAGUGAACCAUAAUCUCAUUAAGCUCCUCCUUCAUAAAUAUGCUGAUAGAGCAAGGCCAUUACAUUUGGAGAAUUUCAGGACUGCGUGCAUAUCAGUACUCGUCCUUUUCAACCUUGCUUCUUCUCUUGACCUUUUGCUUGGCCUCGACUUGCUUGGCCUCGACCUGCUUCUGCUCCGCGCGUCUAGCCAGAUCGCUCGACCUGAUGACUUUUGGUGACGGGGUCCUGUAAGGGACCAGCGUCUUGGGAAUGAACAUGCCAACGUGCUUCUGGUACGCCUUGUACUCUGGGUAUUUUCCGGCGGUGAUUCUCUCAGUGAGAUUGGUGGACCCUUGGAAGAGCAAAACGAGGAGAACAGCCCCGGUGCCGGCCCAGCUGUACGGGGUGUUGGCGGCAAAGCAGCUCCACGAGUAGAGGAUGAACCAGAUGGACUGCUCGGCAAAGAAGUUGGGGUGCCUGCUGUAUGCCCAGAGACCUUUGGCGACGAAGCCCCGUUCCAGUUCGGCUGACGUGUAUCCACGGGUGAGCUCAUCAUCAUCGUAAUAUUUGUACUUUGCGGUUUGGUAAGCCCAUUGCUGGCCGUCGCUUAUCCAUUCGCUGACGACAAGAAGGACCUCGACGCCGAAAAAGACCAGAUCAACCGGUUGGAUGCCAGGCUCUAAUUGGGACGACAGUAGGAUGACGUACGCUGGUACGCAAGAGAAGAGAAACAGAAGAAUGCACUGGAAGAAUGAGAUGAAGACAACGUUGAAGAGGAACCAAAGGAUUGAGUUGGUUUUCGCCUUGACAAUCAUCCAUCUGUAGUCCUCUGAGCCAAUGCUGUAGCCGCCGCGCCUCCAGUAGUUGUACGUCAGUCGAAUACUCCAGAUGGUUGUAAAUGCGGCAAUCAAGUCCACUCGCUCAUGCGGCACACCAGCCAGACGAGCCCAGAUGGCGAUGUGGACAACAAAGAGGUUCGGCAGGAUGCUCCACAGGCGGUCGACCUGCGAGUAGUUGCGAUUGACCUCGGACGCGAUCAGAGUGAGAAGCCCAAAGACCAGGGCAAGGAAGAAGCCAGACACCAGCGGGUUCGUCGUCACGCAGACCGACUUGAUGCCAUCGAGGCUGCCAAUGUUGUCCCAGAAGCGCAAGGGCAGCUCGUAGAGUUGUGGCACGAAAGGCUCCACGACCUUGUGGUAGUCGACGCACUCGUGCAGAGAUUUCACCUGCGGCAGGACCAUGGCGGGAGCUUUCCAGAUGUUGAACGAGGUGAGCAGCCUGUCGAGCGCAGGCAUUGCCUUUAUAUAGCUGGCCAUGGCGGGUAAUCGAUCUGUAUUACAGUUUUGUC
Molecule: messenger RNA, 2401 nt
Organism: Trichoderma atroviride IMI 206040
Lineage: Eukaryota; Fungi; Ascomycota; Sordariomycetes; Hypocreales; Hypocreaceae
Molecular function (GO): alkaline phosphatase activity; phosphoglycolate phosphatase activity
Source: RefSeq, a predicted model, not a curated record